Electrophorus electricus (electric eel) is the source of this 933-nucleotide messenger RNA. RefSeq names its product transmembrane protein 251 (gene lyset). The record is from RefSeq and is a predicted model, not a curated record. NCBI's taxonomy places the organism in Eukaryota, Metazoa, Chordata, Actinopteri, Gymnotiformes, Gymnotidae.
UCGAGGAAGUCAGUCAUAUGACAAAAAACCGCAAUCUAUGAGUUCUUAAUCGCUUCGUGGUUUAAGAGUCUCAAAAUAAACUGAUCUUGAGACGAUAAGAGGAGCAUGGAGAAUGAUGAACUUCCGUCAGCGGAUGGGAUGGAUUGGGGUGGCACUGUAUUUGUUGGCUAGUAUAGCUGCAGUCUAUUAUAUGUUUGAGAUCAACCAGACAUACAACCGAUUCACACUAUCAAAUGUGGAGAAGGUGACUGGCACGCGCAUGCCACGAACUGGAGAUUCUGCCUCAACUUCCUCCUCAAGCUCUUGGAUGCAGAGUCUGAAGACGAGGCUGCUUCUGCUGCCAUUCUGGGUGUGGGCCACUAUCUUCCUUAUUCCCUAUCUCCAAGUGUUCCUUUUUCUUUACUCAUGCACAAGGGCAGACCCAAAGACUAUGGGUUACUGCAUACUGCCUAUCUGCUUGGCUGUUCUUUGCAACCGACACCAAACCUUUGCCAAGGCAUCGAAUCAGAUCAGCAGACUUCAGUUGAUUGACACCUAAUGGGGCCAAUGCUUUUUCGAGAUGUGAAGCACCGUGGACUGGAGAGUGUGUAAAAUAUGUAUACAUGUGUAUACAACUUUUGUGCUUGAUAAAUCUUAGUCUUGCAUAAGAGACCAUUUAAUAAGAUGGAAGACUGGUUUAUAAUUAUUCUUAAAGAUGUAGUUCUACUGUUGUAAUGGUGUGGUUUCAGUCAGUCUGUUUCCAACAAGUUUAUUACAAAAGUAUGAAUGUUUGUGGCUUUUAAAAAAAAAUGUAUUCAAAGAAGACCUAUAAUCAAGUGGUACUUCUGAAACAUUGCUUCAGGAAUAAUGGAUUUACAACCUAAUGACAAAUGUCAGACAAUGUCUGCCCUAAGCAACUAACUUAUGUUUAUAAUAUGAAAAACUACCACUGUC